AUGUCAUCUUUAUUACCUUCUGUCCGUAGCAAUGUCUCCAAACAAGUCUGCCUCAGACUCACCGUCGUUCGUUCCUAUGCUACAGAGACUCACACAUCGUCCUCGUCCUCCACGACGACGACGACGACGACCACCGACCUUCCACCGCUUCCGCACAAAGCAAACACCACGAAACCGCGACUAUAUCCGCGACCAAGACCAGCCGUGUCACAUCGCCACACUCCCCUGCCCAAGCUACCCGCAUCCUUUGGCAAGAACCAGCUUCUGCCUGUUUCCAACUCCACCCGUGCGCUGCUGGAAUCCAUCGUAGCGGGCUUUGACGCUCCCAUACGCUAUGCAUUCGCCUAUGGCUCUGGUGUCUUUGAACAGGACGGUUACACCGUACCGUCCCAGCUCACCUCAAUUGCACAGGGAAAGACAGAAAUCGACCCGAAUGCACCCAUGCUUGACUUUAUCUUCGCGGUCACACAUCCGGCCCAUUUCCACUCGAUCAAUAUGCACCAGCAUCCCAAUCACUAUCCCUUGCAUGCUCGUUUGCUCGGCUCGUCAUAUGUCUCGCGCGUACAGGAAGCUGGACCGGGCGUCUGGUUCAACGCAUACGUGCCCAUGAACGGUGUCACUAUCAAGUAUGGGGUUACUACUGUGGAUACUUUAUGCUCCGAUCUGCUCAAUUGGCAGAGUUUAUAUGUGGCCGGCAGGAUGCACAAGCCCCUUCGGAUCAUCAAAGACGACGCACGCGUCCGGCUGACGCAGCAGGUCAACCUGACCUCGGCCGUCCGGGCAGCCCUCUUGACGCUCCCAGAGGAAUUCUCCGAGACCGAGCUCUUCGAGCGCAUCACGGGCUUCAGCUACAGCGGCGACCCGCGCAUGGCGCUUCCCAUCGAGAACCGCAACAAGGUGGGCAACAUCGUGCGCAAGCAGGGUCCGCAGUUCAAGGAGCUGUAUCAUCGGCUGGUCGUCGGGCUACCCGGUGUUCAUUGGCCGGUUGAUGGGACGAGGAUUCAGCAGGAUUUGGCGCCGCAUGCGCGUGCGGCCCACUUGAGGAAGCUGCCGUCGAAUUUGCUGAGGCGGGUUAAGGAGAACUAUGCGAGGAAGGGGGAGACGAAUGCGGAGCUCGAGGCGGAUGAGAGCGCGUAUUGGGUUCAUCUGGCUGGUGAUCAGAAUCUACCGAAAGUGAUCACUGACGAGGUGAGCAACAUCGUGAAGGGCCCAGCGACGAUCCAGUCGAUCAAAGGCGUGAUCAGUCUUGGACUGGGAAAAACGAUACGAUACGGAGGGGCAAAGAUGAGUAAAUGGUGGAGAGGGUGA
Psilocybe cubensis is the source of this 1308-nucleotide messenger RNA. RefSeq lists its product as uncharacterized. Gene Ontology annotation, biological process: CDP-diacylglycerol biosynthetic process; cardiolipin biosynthetic process. Bases 1 to 1308 code for a protein of 435 amino acids. The transcript is spliced from 3 exons. Gene Ontology annotation, molecular function: phosphatidate cytidylyltransferase activity. The record is from RefSeq and is a predicted model, not a curated record. Lineage: Eukaryota; Fungi; Basidiomycota; Agaricomycetes; Agaricales; Agrocybaceae. Gene Ontology annotation, cellular component: mitochondrion.